AUGAGAGUCGAUGUAAACGUAUCAGUUAAUGGUGGGCAACGAUGUGAGAUCAAGAACUUGUUCAGUACAAGUGCAGUCGUCCAUGCUAUCAAAGCCGAAUUCGAGAGACAGAAACGAGAUAUUCAAAACGGAAAGACUAUCGAGCCUGAAACCAGAGGUUGGGACGGCAAAAAUACCUGGAAGCUCCGAGGCAAAGAAGAUGCUGUCGACUAUAGAUACAUGCCAGACCCCGAACUGAUGCCGAUAUCAGUCGGUCCAGAAAUUGUCGAACAGAUUAAACAACAACUUCCCAGACUGCCAGACGAUAUUUUCCAAGAGCUGCUGAAACCGCCCUUUUCCGUGCCAGUUGUAGAUGCUCGAACGAUGAUGGCUGGCAGCAGCACUAAACUGGUAGAAUAUUAUUAUAAAGUCUACAACGCAUUCAAAGCCAAUGGUGGUACGAAACCAUCAGUGAUCUCUAACUGGAUUGUGCACCGACUGUUAGGCGAGUUGAACCAGAACAACAAACAAUUCGACGAGAGUGUAGUACCAGCGACAUUUUUAGCGGAUCUCAUGGUACGAGUUGAGAAAAAGAAGAUUACCAAAACAUCAGGAGCACUGAUUCUGAAACACGUAGUAGCCAAUGGAUUAGAAACCAAUCAGACCAUCGACGACCUGAUAGACCAGUUCGAUCUUGGCAAAGCCGAGGACUCUGCCCAAGACGUCCAUGUCGCUCUCCAAACCGUGUGUCAAAAAGUCAUUGCCAAACACCCGGACGUCAUUGACCGAAUCAAAACCAACCCCAAAUCCAUCAAAUUCCUCGUCGGCCAGGUAAUGCGUGAAUUCCAGGGCCGUGUCGACGCAGCCUCUAUCGAGUCCAUGCUCAAAUCACUCCUAUAG
Molecule: messenger RNA, 879 nt
Organism: Sugiyamaella lignohabitans
Lineage: Eukaryota; Fungi; Ascomycota; Dipodascomycetes; Dipodascales; Trichomonascaceae
Gene: PET112
Product: glutamyl-tRNA(Gln) amidotransferase subunit PET112
Exons: 1
Coding region: 1-879 (292 amino acids)
Biological process (GO): mitochondrial translation; glutaminyl-tRNAGln biosynthesis via transamidation
Molecular function (GO): glutaminyl-tRNA synthase (glutamine-hydrolyzing) activity
Source: RefSeq, a predicted model, not a curated record